This is a messenger RNA of Ylistrum balloti, 6819 nucleotides long. Its product is annotated as protein CFAP20DC-like. The record is from RefSeq and is a predicted model, not a curated record. The coding region runs from base 420 to 3395 and encodes 991 amino acids. NCBI's taxonomy places the organism in Eukaryota, Metazoa, Mollusca, Bivalvia, Pectinida, Pectinidae. The transcript is spliced from 20 exons.
UAUUGUCGUGGUUUCAAAGUAACGAUGAUACUAUAACGACGCGAUAUCUGUUAACGAAAUAUUUGGAGCACAUUUAAAAGAAAUCGAGUUGCCACUGACCUGGUUCAUAAAGACGAGUUAGAAUUCGGAGAGAGAGCAGACUGGAAUACACAUCUGCCAAGUGAAAGAUUGUCUGUUUACCAAGUUUAAAAAAGUGGCAUUGAGUAAUAAAUGAAAUCAUCCGUAUCGAACAUUCACAAUGAAGAUGCAAAUGAUUUUCCACGACUUUUGGGUCGCAACUUUCCCCUGAAAAUGAUGGUAAAAGUACAUGCUAAAUUAUCCAGGAAUAUUCCCGAAUUCCAGGACUCCGCAGCAUACUACACUUCAGAAUCUAUAUUUUCAAUAUAGCAAUAAAACAGUUGGAGCAGUAACAUAACACCAUGUUCAAAAAUGACUACCAGGGUGGCCCCUGUUUUGAACUUCUUACCUUACAAGGAAAGGAAUCUUCAGCUCAUUGGAAGUUCAGUGGUGGAGUUAAAAAGGUGUAUGAUAAGGAGGUAAAGAGCUUUAUAUACAGUCUUGAAGGGACACCAUCCACUACCAAGGUCCAUUAUCCGAAGGACCAGUCACAAGCAGUUCCUUUGAUCCAGCGAUACAUAGUAAUACAGCUUCAUCUAGCAAAGGGUCAAGACCUUUCCAUUGAACUUGGAGUGGCAGACUUAGGGAAUAACAAAAGAAGACUACACUUCUCAACAGCACAGAAGGAGACCCAGGUGACACCUCUCCAUGCCAAGAUACCUCUCACCAUCCUACGGAGAAGUAUUUGGCUGAACAUGUGUAUUGACAUGGUGUCUCUGGUGGGGGAGACUUGGAAGGGGCAGACUUACAAGGCAACACAAAGCAUCUCUGUAUCUGCCAACUGUAAACUUCGCCGUAUCUUCACCAUGAAGAUCCAGCCACCUGAUACAGCAGGAGAUGAGGAAAUGUAUGGAUGCCCUCCUAGUAAUUCUGGAGAACUUGACCAAAUACCCAAGUCAUGUCAACUGGCCAACGAUGUCCAGCAAAUAACACAGCUGCUUACACUGACUAAGAUCCGACAUGGUGAAAGAUUAAGGGCUGGGAGUGGAGAUGUGAAUCGUGCAUCUGCUACACUUGAACUAGAUUUAAACUCUAGUGGACGUAGGACAUCUCUAAAUGAUUCCUACCACAUAGCAUUUGGUUCCAAGGUUCUGGGUUGUAAAUCCACGAGUCAAAACAGCAGUAGAAAGUCGGCUCAGGGUAGUAUGACGAGUAGAAGUACAAGGAAUACUUACUCUCGCAUGGAUUCUCAAACAGAAGAUAUGUCAGAGGAGCAUUUAGAGUUGUCGUCCAGUAUAACAAGUAAGGAUGGACUUCUCAGUGGGAGUGACCACAGUCGAGAAGAUUCCACCCACCAGCCAUCUCACCAGAGGCAGGGAUCCGACUCCCUCUCACAGGUCGACCUGGAAAUGAUGUCCCGAAUAGACAAACCAAAGCAGGACUUUCCUAUAGUACAACCCCAUCCCCCUCGUGAGCCAUCCAAUGACAGACUACGGCGUAAGAUACGUGUUAAGGCUGGUGGGAGUGGGGUGGGUAAGGAUCGUGUGUCUAGUGCAGGAUCUGUCACUGAUGAGAGCAUGAAUAGUGGUCCUGGAAAGCAUUCUCAACAACAUUCAGAGUCUAGUUCUAGUAGUCACAAAAGUAGCACAGCAUCACAUCGCAAACGCUUAGUGUCAGAUGGUGAAUUAAUUUUGACUGAAGGCAGUGAAAAUACAGCAGAUUCAGCAAACAGGAAUAAGUCUGCUGAAACACCACGAGGUAUUAAGGCACAGGGAAUCCCAAAAGUUUCUGAUCGACUGGAAGGGAGAACAGGCAAUCGUUUCAAAGGAGUUGGAGCCUCUGGGCAAGAUCCACAUGACAGACUGAGUCCCAAGGCUUCAAAAGAGUACAACUGUGAAGAUUAUCAGGAAGAGGGAGUGGAGAUGAUGGAUGAUUCUAUGAGUGCUGUGAUAGAACUGUUGAAACAGAAGGCUGGGUUAGGGGGUAGGAUGGGACAGGACUGGGAUGAACUGACUGACGAAGAGGAAAGUUCAGCUGAGGAUCUGGGUAGAGAGGAGUACGAAGAGAGCGAUGAGGAAGAAAGUGACAACAGGAAAAUGUUUAUGUUUGCUGUUCCGCCAAAGUCGGCACCUCGACGCCAUUUAUCCCCAAGCCAGGCAGACAGUGGUUUGGAGCUGGACUCCUCAUCACAGUCAAGAACAUUGUCACUGUCAAGGAAUUCCAGAAAGAUUUCCAAGGAGUCAGCCAGAGGAGCUCGCCCCGAGGAGGAUUUCUUUAACAAUAAUACAAGUAGUGAUGACGAUGAUGUACAUGUGAGGAUAAAGUUAGGAGGCUCUCGUCCUAACAGUGGCACAAAUAGUCGACCACAUAGUGGUACAAACAGUCGGCCACACAGUGGCACAACUAGUCGACCCCAUAGUGGCACAAAUAGUCGACCACAUAGUGGCACAAAUAGUGGCACCAACAGCCGAAAUCACAGUGGCACAAACAGAAGUGGUACAAACAAUUUGGCAGUUAGUCCCAAAUCUGGUGUAGAGAAAAAGGUUCCAAGGACAGUGCUAAAUCCUGUACAACCACAGAUUGCCAAUGAAAGUCCUGAACUCCGAUUCAGCUCUAACACAUCAGUAUUACAGGUUCCUGGAAUAAACAAUGGACAUUUAUCUAAAAAUUCUAUUUCUCGGAUGAGUAGGAAAUCUUUACGGGAGAUUCCGAUGAAUGAUGCAAGGCUUAAAUCAUCGGAGAAACCUUAUGACUUUUCAAAAUAUCAAAUGGCUGACAUCACAGAAUCAUUUGAAGCCAAAAUGUUAUCAAGUAUGAAACGCCAUAAUGAUGAGGAGUUGGAGGAUGUAGUUGAAUCACCAAGGAAACAAACUGCUCCAAUCAUGCCUCCGAGUAAGAGUCCCCACUCAACACAGGAGCAUAACCCUCGUAACUUGUAUGAUUUCUCACCUACAUUGACUAGUGAUGAUGACACUAGUCUUAGUACUUGGCAGGCUCCGCCCAACGCCCCUCACAACUACCAGGAUGAGAUGAAGUCUCGACUGAGCACUGACACACUCACAUCCUCCAACCCUAGGGACUGGGGAAUGUUCAGUCCACCCCUCCCAGUCUUCCAAAGCCAGCUGAAGAGCUCUAAUGAGGACUUUUCUAUAGGCAGCAAUAACCCAUCUCCACGAAAGGAACCUUCAGAUUUGAGCCCAAGGAAGGCAGGAUUAUCAGCAGUGGGAUGCCAGGACACAACAGAUGAUGAAUCUAUUGAAGAGUUGGAUUUACUCUACGAUCCUUGUCUCAACUGUUACUAUGAUCCCAGGAGUUGUAAAUACUAUGAACUUGUGUAGUAUUUCUGACUGAUUUUGUUCGCAGCCAUCACACCAAUGUAUCAGCAAUGUUACAUAAUCCACAUCAGAUGUGUCAAGUCUCCUCUUUUUACCAGAAUCCAUUUCAGCAAUUUCCAUGUUACAGUUUGUACCAAUUUGUAAGGAAUCUUAUUCAUCAGCAUUGAGUUAAAAUUUCAUCUUUUGAUUAGAAAAUUAAUGCAAUGUUCUUUCAGUAUAGUAUGUAUUUUAGGUGUGUGUUUCAUGGUGGCAAAAACCACCAUCCUUGCCAUAGAACUUGUCAGAACCUUUAAUAAUUUACAAACAAGUUGUGUGUUACCAGUAAGAAAUCUUAAAAUGGUGUACUGAAGUCUCCUUAUAAAACAUUAGAAUUUGGUAGAACUACUGGAGUAGACUCCACUACAUCUAUAUGAGGAAAUCUGUUUGCUGAAUCAUUUCCCAGUCAAUCACAUAUAACAACUGAGAAUUAUGUCAACCUUUAACUGAAUUAUUUGUUCUCUUAAACAAGAUUAGAGAACUUCAUACCUUGGUUUCAUCCAAAUUUGAGUAACAAGUUUUAUUAACCAACACCUGAAACAUCUCGUUAUUCUGAGAUCCCGGCGAAAUGUGUAAAAGUAAUGAUACAGUAACCGCUAUAUACAGUCAUCCCUCUUAUUGUAACAUUUAUUGCUCUGUCCACAUUUUUAAAAUUUGUACAGAUCAUACUACCGUCUGUAUCAUCUGAUCACCUAAUUAUAAUUAUAGUACAGAGAUUAUGCUGUAUGUUACACUGUGAAUGGUUAGUUUUCUUGGCCAGUUGUGAUACACGUAUCAUAUGUAUUCAAAGAAAAUGUAUUGAUAUAAAUAGAUAUAUUUUUGCAAACCAUUUUUAUGAGCAACCCUGUUGUAAACACAUGAUAUCAUGGUGUUUUUCAUUUGUUAUUGAUCACUGUGCAUUGUGAAGAGAUAGAUGAUGCUAGACAUCCAUGGAUAUAAAGUAAGAUCACUACAGUUAUAUGUUAACAUUAUUUAAUUAAUUUUUGUGUGAAUGUUUUUGGUGAUCAUUCAUGGUUUAGCUUCCUAUAUUGUUAGCUAUCACAUAAAAAAUCGACUGUCAUGCAAACAUGACAAGUUAAAUGAUUAUUUUUAAACUUUGAUGUGAAGAAAAAGGCUUUUUACAUUGUAAAAAGUAGCAUUAUUUAUUAUAUAAAAUGGUUAGAAUUUACCUGCUUUGUCUCUGAAUUAAUAACAAAGACAAACAUUUCAUUUAUUCACCAUUUCAAACAUAAUGCUGACUGCUCAUUUGUAGACAAGCUUGUUAGCAGAUAUGUGUAAAGUAUGUGUAUAUGAAAGAACAUGCACAUUGUCUCAAAUUUUAUGGAGCAGUCCUCGUUUAAAGAAACAAUAUUUUACUUGGUUCAAAAAAAGAUUUCUGAUUUUCAAAAAAUUGAUAUGUAGUGAAACUUUGAGAAAACAAAACAAAAACAAACGCACAUGUUCUAGAGGAUAAAAAUGUAUUAAUUCUGAGCAGGUUGUCAAGCCUAAUUCUACUGUUAAUUUAUACAAGUGAUAAUUUUGACUAUGAUAAACAAGGGUGAGUUUAGAUUAGAUACCAAAAUGCCAUAUUGACAUUAUUUUGUUAUCAGAACACAAUUAUGUUAAUAGUGAAGCAUUCAUUGCUGUAUUUGAGUUAAACAAUCUUUAUUAAUUUUUUGGGUGACUGUUCAAGUACCAAUAAGAGUAUUGACAAACUGAAGGUAUGUUAUUCAAAGCAAAUUACUUGGCAUUUCGUUUCCUUUUUUAUGAGUGACAGUAACAAAUUCACAAGUCUUUCCUCAAAGAAUGAAAUGUUUGAUUGAUAAGGAAAUUUCAUUGCUUAUACAUGAUAAGGUAAUAAGAGCUUACCUCAAAGAUUGAAGGUUUUAAUUGUAUUGUAUUUCAAAUAGUAUUCAUGACUACUGGUAACUGCUGUAAAUGUUGUAUGUAAAAGUAUUGGUCACUACUGACAUUGGAGUGAGUACAAGUAUUUUGUUUUGUCCAAGAGGGAAAUGUGAAUAUUUGUUUAAAAAAUCAGGGUUUGCGCUGUCAGUCGCUAUCAGUGCUAAUGGCGAAAAUGAAAACUCAUGGGCGAUUUAAAAAUUGUUUUAGCGAAAGUUGGAAAUUGCCAAAAUACACAGAGUUAAUUUUGUACAUAAAGGGGUGUAAUUAUCUCGCUACCAGCUAUCUUCUCAGGCUCAUGUCACAGGUAAGCUGCCACAGGGUGCCCAGGUGUUUGUCUUCACCCUCAACUGAUCACUCUACACAAUCUUAGUUAAUAAUCAUUAUUCUGUAAUUAUACUAUUGGACCAUCACUUCAAAAACAAACACUGUUUAUAGCUGUCAUUGAUUUACUUACAUGAGGAUGAUCUGUGUUUUACUAAAAUAUAGACAGCCUCUAAUAAACAGGAAAUGAACAUCCAGUUCAUGAUAAAAAAGUAACUGAAACUGGUAUGAAAAAUUUGGAUUUUCAUCUUUCUUAUCCCUUUUCUUCUUAAAUUUGACACAAUACUUACAUCAUUUUUAUGAGUUUAACCAAAGAAAAUUCUUUUAAAUAAAUCUUUACAACUUAGAAUUAAAGUACUGCAACAAAAAAAAACAACUAAAAAACAUGAAAAUAACACAUUUUGAUUAAGCUGUAUCAAUUAUUACUUAUUGUACCAAAUGGGUAGAGCUGAAGGUAUAAAGAAUCAAACCAGCAAAUUUGUCGUGUGAAACCCAAUUCUGUCACCUAAAAAUAUAACCAGUUUUCAGAAAUUCAGAGUUUGGCGAAUCAAAAUUAAAAACCAGAGCUAGCCCUGAAAUCAGGAUUUUAUAUAUGUAUAGAAUGGCAUUUCUUUUUCAAAAGCCUUUACAAUUAUGAGUUGAAAAAUGUUACCUUUUAAGUUCACGAGUUUUAUUUAACAUACAUAUUGAAAAGCCUUUUAAAAAAGUCUCAUUAAUGUAAAAUUAUAAGUUUUCAUGUGAAGAAUUAUUUCUUGGGUAAUGUUAAUCCAUGAAUUCGUAAAUAAAGUAAAAUUCAUGAGAAGUUUUGUUUUGGAUAAAGUGCCAACUAAAAGGCACUGAAAAAAAACCUUCAUGAAAUGUGAGCCCAAUUUCCCACAGUUACUGCACACAUUUUCAAGUACCAUAUUUCCUUGACAGUUUCUAUAUAUAUAUAGCCCUUGUUAUAGUGUCCAGCUCUUCUAUAUGCCACUACAUAGAAGACAUAUGAUGGCAGUAUAAGGAGGGUUUAAUGUAUAUACCCAGAGUGAGUUGAUAUGUAUCUUCUUUAACUUAUAGACGAGAGAACUGUACAGAUAGUGUUGAAACCUGAGCUGACGUGUCCUUUGUAGAAGAUGAUUAUGUGUAAUGUUAAAGAUGUAUUAUUUAUGUAAACAAGUCUGUGAUCUAUUGAGAGAGUGAGAAAUAA